Messenger RNA from Punica granatum (pomegranate), 516 nucleotides. Lineage: Eukaryota; Viridiplantae; Streptophyta; Magnoliopsida; Myrtales; Lythraceae. The record is from RefSeq and is a predicted model, not a curated record.
AUGGUUCUGCUGCAGGCUGCACUUAAUGUAGGUGGCAUAGUGCUCAAUGCUCUGGCGAUGGAACACUUCAUUCUUCGGCAUCCUUGUGAAGGAAAGCAAGGGUUGAUGGAUGAGAAAGAAAUGUUGCUUCGACACGCCUAUGGUCUCGGAUUUCCAGAACCAAAUGUCACAUUUGCCCUUUGCAGAGGAAGCUGGUCCUCGCCAGCGUUACGGGUGUACACGCCGGAGGAGGUUGUGAAUGAACUGGGAAGAGCUAAGGUGGAGUACUUGGAGGCUACAAUUAUGGUCACUGGCAAGAGGAAGAUAGUUCUGCCCAAGCUCCUGCAGUGGCACAUGAGGGACUUCGCCGACAACCUCGGCUCACUUCUAGAGUGGAUCUACAGCCAGCUGCCCCGUUCGGGCCCAUUGAAGAGGCUGCUUAUGGAGUGCUUAAACUACGGGGCCAAAUCCUCAGCCGCAAAGAUGGUGGAAGUCCGGGCAUACGACCCCAAGUUCCGUUACCUUCUGGCCCUGUGA